AUGUCUGAUUUCGCUGCCCCGUCUGGCCCUCCGCCACCCAAGGCGCCCGACGUGCCUCCCGGCUGGGCCGCUCGCUGGAACGCCGAGUACAAGGAAUGGUUCUACGUCAAUCUCAGCACAAAACAGUCUCAGUGGGAGCGCCCAACGGCCCCCGCCGGCGGCCCCGGCGGCCACGACGACGGCCCUCCUCCCUACGACGCCGCCGGCCACAACAGCAGCGGCCCGCAGGACGCCAAGCACAACUACGACGCCAAGCGUGACGACGGCAACCGGAGCAACCCUCCAGCCCCUUACGGCGGCUCCAGCAACGACCACGAGUCCGACGAGGCGCUCGCCCGUCGUUUGCAGGCCGAGGAGGAUGCCCGCAACGGCCACCCUGGCGGUGGUGCUCCCCCCGGCGGCUCGUUUCCCUCGGAGCUGCCCCCUCGCGAGGGUGCUUCCGGCGAGCGCGGACUGCUCGGUAAGCUUAUGGGCCGCAAGAACAACAACAGCAGCAGCAGCAAUCCUGCUGGUGCGUACGGCGGAAGCAGCGGCGGCUACCCUCAGCAAGGCGGUCAGUAUGGCGGCGGCUACCCCCAGCAGGGCGGCCAGUACGGCGGUGGCUAUCCCCAGCAGGGUGGCUACGGCGGCGGAUAUCCCCAGCAGGGUGGUUACCCUCAGCAGGGCGGCUACGGCGGUGGCUACCCCCAGGGCGGUCCCGGCUACGGCGCUCCAGGCUACGGUGGUGCUCCUGGCUAUGGCGGUGCUCCGGGCUACGGCGGCGGUCCUGGCUACGGCGGCGGCGGCUACGGUGGUGGUGGCCGCUACGAGGAGCCCCCGCGACGACAGGGUGGCGGCAUGAUGGGCGGCAUGGGCGGCAUGGCGAUGGGUGCGGGUGCUGGUUUGCUGGGCGGUGUGCUCAUCGGCGAGGCGCUCGAGCACCACGACCAGGACGAGUACAGGGACGGCUAUGAGGACGGCCGUGAUGACAACGGCGGCGACUACGACGACGGUGGUGGUGGCGACUUCUAG
Akanthomyces muscarius is the source of this 1011-nucleotide messenger RNA. RefSeq lists its product as uncharacterized. The coding region runs from base 1 to 1011 and encodes 336 amino acids. NCBI's taxonomy places the organism in Eukaryota, Fungi, Ascomycota, Sordariomycetes, Hypocreales, Cordycipitaceae. The transcript is spliced from 3 exons. Gene Ontology annotation, molecular function: protein binding. The record is from RefSeq and is a predicted model, not a curated record.